Molecule: messenger RNA, 1424 nt
Organism: Polyodon spathula (Mississippi paddlefish)
Lineage: Eukaryota; Metazoa; Chordata; Actinopteri; Acipenseriformes; Polyodontidae
Product: soluble calcium-activated nucleotidase 1-like
Exons: 3
Coding region: 1-675 (224 amino acids)
Biological process (GO): proteoglycan biosynthetic process
Molecular function (GO): UDP phosphatase activity; calcium ion binding; GDP phosphatase activity
Source: RefSeq, a predicted model, not a curated record
AUGAACUCAAAUGCUGAAGCUGCUCAUGCAUCUACAAAAAGCAAUAUAAGACGUAGUAUAAGUUCCCUGUUUAAUGACAGACGUGGUGUUGUGCUCCCAGGGUUCAAGGCGGAGUGGCUGGCAGUGAAGGAUGAGCACCUGUACGUGGGUGGCCUGGGGAAGCAGUGGACCACCACCACUGGGGAGGUGGUGAACGAUAACCCCCAGUGGGUGAAGGUGGUGGGUUUCCGGGGCAACGUGGAGCACGAGAGCUGGGUACCCCAGUACAACGCCCUGCAAGAGGCAGCAGGCAUCAAGUCCCCAGGCUACCUGAUCCACGAGUCUGGAGCCUGGAGCGACACUCUGCAACGCUGGUUCUUCCUGCCACGGCGCGCCAGCUCGGAGCACUAUGACGAGAAGGCUGAUGAGCGGCGCGCCACCAACUUGGUCCUGCGGUGCUCGCAGGACUUCCAGGACAUCGCGGUGAGCCGCGUGGGGGAGCUACACCCCACCCACGGCUUCUCCUCCUUCAAGUUCGUCCCCAACACCGACGACCAGAUCAUCCUGGCGCUCAAGUCAGAGGAGGACGACGGGAAAGUGGCCACGUACAUCCUGGCAUUCACGCUGGACGGCCGAAUUCUGCUGCCCGAGACCAAGAUCGGAGACGUCAAGUACGAAGGGCUGGAGUUCAUUUAAAGAUUCGGGGGGGGGUUUGUGGGUUUAAGUUUUUCCUUUUCUGUCAUAAGAUUCCUUGAAGUAACGUAACUAAUUGGUACCUGCUAGAGAAGGUGGGACUGGAGUUGCUAACAGCAUAUCCAGACAGUAACCACCUUUGUCAGUGCCUGUGGCUUAGCAGACUGGACCGGCUAAACCAACGCAGAAUGUCCCGAAGUGGUGUUAGCCUUCUAAAGACGAUUACUCCCCAUCCCUCAACGCACUGCAAUGAAGGACAACAGCUGAACACUUUACCUUUUGACCCUUUUAUAGGAAGAUCGAUUACAAUAGUUUAUAUAAAUCUACAUAAAAAAAUAUGACUUUUAUAUCAUACCCGUCCUAAGACUGGUGGAGGGAUUGGCACACGUUACCAUUGCCUCUUGGUAAUAACAUACUAUUGCAAUUUCACAAGCCUCCAGGUGCUUUACAAGCUAAUGGUAACAUGCAUUAACUUCAGGGGUUAUAUAUCUCACUAAUAUUACAUCAGAAAUGAUUGCCACACUUGGGGAGGCAGAAGCAGGAUGGGUUUAUUCAGCAGAGCCCACUGGCUUGAAACAUGCUGUAGUUUUUAAGCACUGUGGCUGGUAUGUACGUUCAGAGUGAUGGAUUAUCAUGUGAAAUACUCUAUUGAAGGACAGUCUUUGUCUGGCACAACACAUUCACAAGCCACGAAGGUCAUUUCCUGCCAAUUUUAAUUUAUCUUAUUCCCUUUUAAUAAAGUUUUAGCUCCA